Molecule: messenger RNA, 7029 nt
Organism: Penicillium canescens
Lineage: Eukaryota; Fungi; Ascomycota; Eurotiomycetes; Eurotiales; Aspergillaceae
Product: putative sensor histidine kinase/response regulator
Exons: 2
Coding region: 1-7029 (2342 amino acids)
Biological process (GO): phosphorelay signal transduction system; protein autophosphorylation
Molecular function (GO): protein binding; ATP binding; phosphorelay sensor kinase activity
Source: RefSeq, a predicted model, not a curated record
AUGGAUGAUCCUCUUUUCGGCGAAGACCUGCCACUUCCACCGGCCCGGCUGUUUGAACGGUUAGGUCAGUUGCCUGGCUAUACCUGGGACCAGGCGACUGAGCCCUUUCAUUCAACGUACAACCACUGGCAUAUUUCAGGAUUUCGCCAUACCCUAGAAUCCGACCUUUCGACCCCUAUAGCCAACUCCUCGGGGCCUGCCUCCUCCGGACCGUCGAGCUUCACGCGUUUCUCCCCUCGCACAGAAGCCCGGCCUUCUGCUCGAGCGUUGCGGAGACCAAGCGCUAGCGAAACAAGCAGUGACAUUUCACUCUCCCGGGGUGAACAUGAACAAAUAUGGAUCCCCGUUUUCGCACGAAUUUCUACCAACAUCGUCCGACUUGAACGCGAAUUUCACAUGCUCAGGUCGAUUGUGCAAUCGUCUGAUCCGGAUUGCAACCACACAAUAAGACCGAUCGACUUGGUCAGACUGCAAGCAGACUCUGGUGAUUCAAAGACACUCCUUGUUGCGAUAUUUGAGUCUCCAGGUCAUGACAGGCUGCGGGACCUAGUCACUUUUGGCCCUGCCUCCUUUGUGGCCGGGUCCAGAGGUGAGGGGAACAAUGCCACCCCCAAUGAGCAAAUUUCUUUGCAAGCAUUCUUUGACUUCGCAAUCGGCGCUUGCGAUUGCUUGGAAGUCUUGCAUUAUGGCUUGAAGACAGUUCACGGUGAAAUUCGUGGAGAUGCGUUCCACUUCUGUGCCGACACCGGAGCAGUCAAGCUUUCAAACACAGGCAACGGUGCAAGGGCAUUUGAUAAUGUUCUCAGCGAGGGAUGGUCUUCCGUAUCGCGCGAGCUUGGGGCCAAAUACAAGCUGCAAUUUAUUGCCCCGGAGCAGACCGGAAGAAUGCCCACAGAACCAGAUAGCCGCACUGAUAUCUAUGCACUGGGCCUUUUCUUUUGGUCGAUGCUGGUUGGGAAACUGCCUUUCGAUGGAACCGACCCCGUCGAGGUUGUGCAAAACGUCCUAGGCAAGAGAUUGAUACCAGUUUCUGGGAAACGAAUGGAUAUCCCAGAUGCUCUCUCUGCCGUGGUCCAAAAAAUGACACAGAAAGUAGUCCAUGACCGUUACAACACGAUCUCAUCGGUGAAGAGAGACCUGACACAUAUUAUGAAACUGCUUGGUGACGGAGACAGCGAAGCUUUGAGCAAGUUUCAAGUUGCACAAGGAGAUGUCUCUUCCUUUUUCACUCUUCCAUCGCAAAUGUUUGGACGGAACGAAGAAUACGACCGGAUUAUUGGCGUCAUCGAAAAAGUACACAAGCGUCAGGAAGUGGCCUUAGCUAGAGCUGGUGCACGGAGCCCCAGUACAAUGCAUACCCUCAAUUCGUCGUCGUCGCUUUCUGAUAGUCGCGUCGAAAGCUUUGAGCUAGCUUCUGUCUCCAGUGAUUCUGGCUCCUUUCAUCUGCCUCCAAGAUCGGCUUCUAAUGCCACCAGCUUUCAACUUUCGCCUGUUAACCCCCAAGAUGCAGCAGCAACCAGCGACACGUCAUCUCGAACACCAACGUUUGGGAAUACCACGAGCCAAACCGACGAUACACAAAAGAUUCCGAAAUCUGAUUCGAGUCGGAUGAAAAGCCCCUCACAUUCUCGAUCUUCUUACAAUACAGACCUUUCCGCCGGGCACAGCAGUCAACCACCUCCAAGUCAGCACGCUAUCAGCCAAACGGAUUCGUACAAUUCUCUGUCCAAAAGGUCUGGUGGGUAUAGCCGCCGCAGCGGGCGUUGUGAAGUGAUUACGAUCAGCGGAUCUGCCGGUAUCGGGAAAACAGAUCUUCUGAAUCGGAUACAACCCGCAGUUCGAAAACUUGGCUGCAUAGCUAUCACACGCCUGGACCGAGCGAAACGGGUUCCAUUCGAACCCUUUGCAAAGCUUCUAGCAAGUUUGCUGCGGCAAACAUUCUCUGAACGAGAUGUUACAACGAACUAUCAUAAUAGUGUUCGGAUGGCUUUGCGACCGAUGUGGCCAACUCUCCAUAGGGUCUUGGAUCUCCCCGAACAGCUCAUGUCCCCGGGUGCGAAGUACAGACCGACCGAUGCCAAGCCCACCUUCAAUAUACCAAGAGGCGAGCCAACGAAGCGCGUCAACAUUCCGGGUUUGGAUCAGGGCCAGACUUCUCUCGAUUUCUUCUUGUCUAACGCUGCUUCUAAGAACAUGAGACUCAUGGACACUUUCCUCGAAAUUCUUAGGACGCUGUGUCAGUUCAAGCUGAUCACUGUAUGUCUAGAUGAUCUCGAGCACGCGGACGACGAAACUUUGGACUUGGUAUUGAAGAUCAUCAAAGCAAAGUUACCUUGUGUGCUCAUACUUUCCAGUCGGAAAGAUGAGAUUGCCUCUGACGAAGUCCGGGCUCUAUUCGAGACAGAUAUGCCGACGAUCACACGCAUUGCUCUUGAGCCUCUUGCAGAGCAUCAUGUCAUGGAAAUUGUUGCUGCAACAAUGCACCAGCAGCCUAAUCCUACAUUGACACCUCUUUGCGCUGUCAUUCAGGAGAAAAGCCGAGGAAAUCCCUUCUACGUCCGUGUCAUGCUUGAAACCUGCUACAGCAAAAACUGCAUUUGGUAUUCCUGGAAGGACUCAAAAUGGCUGUUUGACCUGGAUCGAAUCUUUACUGAGUUUGUGGCCCCUGUGUACGGAGAAGGGCUCGGGCUUGGGUUCCUUACAAAGCGUCUCGAGGAAAUCCCUCUCGCUUCUCGUUCCAUCAUGGUCUGGGGAGCGCUUCUUGGUAGCCCGUUUUCAUUUUCCUUGGUGCAAAAGCUUUUGACAAGUGAAUUCCUCUUUUCAACAGAGGGUGAUGAAGAUGUGGAUCUCACAUCACCGCAAAAUGUCACACUCAUCAGGCAAUCACGAGGUGACAUAGUUGUUGGAUUGCAGUUCUUGGUACAGUCAAAUUUGUUGAAUGCAGGAAAGACCGAUGAUGAAUUCAAGUUUGGCAACGAACGGCUUGUGCAAGCUGCCCUCUCUUUAAAUGAGAGCCGCAAUAUAGAAAAGAUGCACUUUAUUGUCUCUCAAGCAUUGAUGAAGUAUUACCAUGACCACCGCAGCCGUUACUCUCUGGCUCAUCAUGUGGCGCUGGCGUCGCGUACUAUCAAGUCUCGCGUUUCCAGGCGACUUGAAUAUCGACAGAUCCUCUGGGAUGCUGGGCAAAUUGCUGCUCAAUCUGGCGCGCGGCAUUCUGCACUUUGGUACUUCCGUCAUUGCAUCGCUCUACUUCAGGAUGACUUGUGGAAUGAUCGCAAACCUGACGUUUAUUACGACGAAACUAUGCGGCUCUUCAUUGCGACUGCCGAAAUGUCGUGGUCUCAAGGCCAGAAUGAUGAGGCACUCCAGUUGAUCCAGGAGGUUUUCACUCAUGGCAAGGAUGCUGUAAGCAAGUCGAGAGCCUGGAUCAUCCAAGCCAAGAUCUUUGCGCAGUUAGGCGAUCACCACCGCUCUAUGGAAUCCCUUCUCACCUGUCUUGAUGAACUUGGGGUUCAUCUUCGCCAACCUUCGACCUUUGCGGAGUGCGAUGCGGCCUAUCUCAAACUUAAGUCGCAUCUUGACACUGCCGAUCUGGGUCGCAUUGUUCAACAACCGCUGAGCAAAGAUCCUACCGUUCAAACCAUCGGGGCAGUCAUGGCUGAGGCGAUGACGGUCACUUACUGGGACGAUGCGUUGACCUUCUAUCGCAUGGCACUUGAAGUGAUGAAUAUCCACAUGUUCAAGGGUGGUUUCACCCAAAUCGCAAUUGGAUGUUCCCACCUUGCGAUGAUCGCAAUGAGUCGCUUCAAGGAUCUCGAAUUUGGCACAAAGCUGAGCGAUUGGUCUCUAGAACUCCUUGAGCGCUGCCCUGAAUUGUGGACCCAAAGUCGAGGCUCAAUAGUUCAUAAUCUCUACGUCAGUCAUCUGCGUGUUCCCAUGGCAUCCACUCUACCAGCCCUCGAAGCAUCACUCGAAGCCUCAUUCACAAUGGGCGAUCCUUAUCUGACAUUAAUCAGCAUUUCAUCAAUGGCUAUGGCUCGUCUAUACCUGGGCCAAGACAUGGCUCAGCUAGAAGCCUUCUGCACGGAGACUCCGGAGGACAUUCCCAUGUGGCAACAAGACACACGUGGCGGAGCUAGUCUUCUUGCAGUCCAGCAAGUUGCACGCGCCCUUCAAGGCAAGACCGAGUUCCGGUUUGCCGAAGGCAUCAUGUCCGAUGCCAACCACAGUACAAAUGAAUAUAUGACCCAUUUGGAUGUUAGCUCGAGCAACGCUGACAGACCUCGUGACAUAUAUUGGGGCCUUGCCAUGAUCCCAUUGUUCAUCUUUGGUCAUCAUACCAGAGCAGUUGAAGUGGGCACGCAAUUAUUGAUAACAAGACACAGGCUCUGGUCUACUCGUGUAGCCUACGUGAUCCAUUUCUAUCUAGCCGCGUCACUUCUCACGCUUCACAAUGACUAUCCUGCCCAGGGGUAUCUCGAUGGAAAGAUGGAUACACUUCUGGAUUACAAAGCCGAGAUUGACUUUGCCCGAAGCGCCUCAGAAGCAAAUUAUGGCAUGUGGUCCAUGAUCCUAGAGGCCUUACUUUCUGAGGUUCGCAAUGAUCACAGUGCUACCAUCCAGAACUACGAGGCUGCGAUUGACCACUGCCAAAUCCAUGGGUGGCCUUUUGAAGAAGCCUUGGCACUCGAGUUACAGGGUGAAUUCUUGGUUAGGCGUGGCGCAAAGCGGGCUGCUCGCGCUGUAAUCCAAGAAGCCAUCGCUGCGUGGAGUUCUAUCAGCGCUGGUGGCAAGGCAACGCAACUCGCUGAAAAGCACGAAUGGUUGCUCAAGACAGCUACGUCAGCAAAGACCGUCGAUGUUGGCUGUCAAACUGUUGACUCGCUCCUCGAGAUCAGCCGUGAAGUUGUACAUGAAGAGAUACUUCUCCCCCAGCAAUUGGAAGAGGAAGAGAGGAGACAGCAUUGGAUUGAACAAAGUAGCGCCGAAAAUCAAUCCCUCGAUAUAUCAAGCGUCGGACUGGAUAUCAUUGAUCUAUCCAGCAUUCUCGAGUCCAGCCAAGUCAUGUCGUCUGAGCUUCAAAUCGACAAGCUCUUUACGAAAAUGCUUGAGAUUAUUCUCGAAUCAUGCAACGGCUCUGAUUUCGCAAUCAUUGCCACCGAAUUCGAUGAGCACGGUUUCGCUAUUGCUGCUGCCGGUGACGCUGAAAAGGGUCAAAAGUCAUACCCAGAGGGUCUUCCUUUCCCGGAAAUGGAUGAUCGAAUGGCUUUGCAGAUCUCACAGUAUGUCAUGCGUACGAAGGAAGAAGUCCUUGUUCAUAACGUGCUCGAAGACGAGCGGUUUUCCAAUGUGAGCGACUCUUACUUGGCAAAUUUCCCCGCGGGUCGCUCCGUCAUUGCAUUGCCAGUCGUUCAGGGAGACCAUCUACUCGGUGUCAUUCACUUGGAGGGAAAACCAAACUGGUUUACUCAGCGGAACGUCGUCGUCUUGCACUUGCUUUGCAAUCAAAUGGGUAUUUCCUUGUCGAACGCGUUGCUCUUCCGUGAGGUUCGCAAGGUCAGUGCCAAGAAUGCUUCCAUGAUUGAGUCUCAAAAGCGUGCACUCGCACUCGCACGAGAGGCAGAGCAAAAAGCGAAGAUUGCCGAGGCUGAAGCCAAGCACAACGUCAAACUCAAGGAAGACGCUGCCAGAGCCAAAUCAAUCUUCCUCGCCAAUAUCUCGCAUGAUCUGCGCACACCCAUGAACGGUGUUAUUGGUCUAUCGGAACUUCUGAAAGGUACCUGUUUGGACAAAGAGCAAGACGAAUACGUCGAAUCGAUUCGCGUGUGCGCUGAUACUUUGCUCACUCUCAUCAACGACAUCCUAGACUUCUCCAAGCUGGAAGCUGGAAAGAUGAAGAUCUCUACGGUCCCGCUCAAUUUGAAGGAAACCAUCUCAGAGGUCAUUCGGGCUCUGCGAUACACACAUCGUGAUCGAGGCCUAGAAACAAUCGAAAACCUCGACAAAGUUCCGCCAGACCUUGUGGUUCUAGGCGACCCUGUUCGCUUACACCAGAUUUUCAUGAAUCUCCUUAGCAACAGUUACAAAUUCACCCCCAAUGGGUCGGUUACUGUCAAAGCGAGGGUUGCCCGUGAAGGCAAAGGUCGUGUUCGUCUUGAAUGCUCAGUCGCCGAUACCGGUAUUGGUAUUCCAGAUGAACAAAAGGUGCGGCUUUUCCGACCAUUCUCUCAGGCUGAUGCGUCCACGGAGAGAUCGUAUGGUGGCAGUGGAUUGGGAUUGUCUAUUUGCAAGGCCAUCAUCGAAGACGUUCUCGGUGGAGCUAUCUGGCUUGAAUCCACCUCCGGCGUGGGAACUACAGUGACCUUCCACCUGGUUUUCAACAAAGCACCCAAGAAAACAGCUGUAAAGACCGCAUGGUCCCAGGAUCUAAGUCAAACAGAAAGCAAGGAAUCACCCAAGUCAUCAGCCCGCGACCUUACCCAGAUCCCCCGUGACCAGAUUCGUGUGUGCAUCGCCGAAGACAACCCGAUCAACCAAAAGAUCGCAGUCAAAUUCGUCACCAGUCUUGGCCUCCAGUGCGAGGCAUACAGCGACGGCAAACAAGCCGUCGACGCUUUACGCGCGAAAUCCAAAGAAGGCAAUCCAUUCCACGUAGUCUUGAUGGAUGUGAUGAUGCCCACUCUUGACGGAUACAACGCCACCCGCGAGUUGCGCCGUGACCCCGAUCCGAACGUGAACGAGGUACUAGUCAUCGCCAUGACCGCGAGUGCCAUCGAAGGCGAUCGCGAGAAGUGUCUCGAGGCUGGCAUGAACAACUACCUUCCGAAACCAGUGCGCUCGCCCAUCUUGAGUGAACUCCUGGACAGAUACCUCGCCCCCGUGCCAUCUUACCCCAAAUCCCGCCUCGCCAUUCGAGAAAAGCGAUCUCGAGCCAGCAUGGAUGCUGGUGCCAGCACCCCUACCAGCUACUCCUCUUCGGCAUCUGACGAGCCGAGAUCUUUCCCGAUGAAGUCGCUGCCGAGGAAAUGA